AUUCUUUAUUUUCAAUAUUUGUUAAAGUGAUUUUUGAUAUCUUAAAAAGUUAAGUUAGCUUAAAAAGUUGGCUGGCAUAUAACAUAAUAAGUGUUAUUAAAACAAAUAUUUGAAAACUUGUCCUAAAAUCAAUGUUAGUCAAUGGUACCCUUAAAGGAAAUGCAAAGUUGAGGUAUUUAAGUUAAGCCGUAAGGCUAGUUCUGUCAGUUUCAUUUUGUAAUUUAUUCAACAUUACACAGCGAAAUGUUCUACAUCUACUUGACUUUACUUUUUGGAGUCCUCGCGCAGGAGUCAUUCGUUACAAGUACAUCGGUGUUAGACGAUGUCCCUAAUGGCAAUUGUUCUUGCGGAGGAUUUGAUACAUUUACUCCGGACCAGGACAGUGAACCACUUUUAUCUCAGACACCAAUGUCUGUAAAAUGCAAUGAAGAAGGUGCCUCAACUUGCAAAAGUCUUUGUCUUGCUCUGGCUACCGCUACAAAAGCCAAAGGACCCGAGAUUUUAUGUGCCAGACUUAAAGAUGUUAAUGAGAUAAAGCUUUCUGCAUUUUACAAGAUUUGCGAAAGGCCGUGGUAUUACGCAGAAAUGACAGCAGAGGAACCUCUUUGUUGUGAAAAUUCAAAAGUUAAAGUUUGUUCUUCAGUCGAAGACAUCACUGUUGCUGCGAACGCAGAAGCAAAACUAUAGUUCGCUAUUUAUUAUAAUUACAAAACAUAAUGAUUAAAUGAACAUUACUCUUAUUGAUUUAUUAUAUUACGCAUGGUAAAA
Messenger RNA from Nymphalis io (European peacock), 768 nucleotides. RefSeq lists its product as uncharacterized. The record is from RefSeq and is a predicted model, not a curated record. NCBI's taxonomy places the organism in Eukaryota, Metazoa, Arthropoda, Insecta, Lepidoptera, Nymphalidae. The transcript is spliced from 3 exons. The coding region runs from base 244 to 687 and encodes 147 amino acids.